Molecule: messenger RNA, 1617 nt
Organism: Penicillium chermesinum
Lineage: Eukaryota; Fungi; Ascomycota; Eurotiomycetes; Eurotiales; Aspergillaceae
Exons: 4
Coding region: 1-1617 (538 amino acids)
Biological process (GO): transmembrane transport
Cellular component (GO): membrane
Molecular function (GO): transmembrane transporter activity
Source: RefSeq, a predicted model, not a curated record
AUGGCUUCGGAGACAAAGAAAAUCCCAGCUGAGGGAGACGGCAUCCAGCCAGUGACAUCUACCCAAAUUGUCAUUGACGAGGACAAUGUUAAGCAUAUUGUAACUGAUGCAGGAGACGAAGCAGUACAGUUCCUUGCAUCCGUCGGGCCUUUUCCUCCAAUGUCACCAGACCAGGAAAAGAAGCUUGUUCGCAAGAUUGAUCGGUGGAUGAUUCCUAUGCUCCUAUUCUUAGGCUUAUUCGGCGCCGUCGACAAAGUCCAGCUUGCCACCGGGGCGCUCUAUGGUUUUAAAGAAGACAAUCAUCUCAAAGGGCAAGAAUAUAGCUGGCUCGGAAGCAUCCUCUCUAUUGGUAUGCUUGUGGGGAUCUGGCCCUCGACGUAUCUCGUCCAUCGCCUCCCUGCCGGAAAAUACAUCGGUGCUUGCUCUUUCUGUUGGUCUAUCAUGACCUUAUGCAUAGCUGCCUGUCACAACUGGGCAGGCUUGAUGGUUUUGCGAUUCAUGAUGGGAGUGUUUGAGGCCAUCAUCACCCCUGGGCUUACACUUCUGAUCUCAGUAUUCUGGAAGAAGUCUGAGCAGCCCAUUCGCAAUGGCGUAAUCAUGAGUGUUUUCUCGUCGGUAGUCAACGGCUUUUUGUCUUGGGUAGUUGGCAAGAUUCCAUCAGAUGCACCCCUUGCCCGCUGGCAGUACCUCUAUCUCCUCACAGGCUCGAUCAACGUCCUUUACUCGAGUUUCAUGUUAUUUUAUUUGCCAAAUUCGCCAAUCAAUGCCAAGUUCCUCAGUCUGGAGGAAAGAUGGCAUGCAGUGCAGCGCCUUGCGGAUAAUCGAACGGGUAUCGAUAACAAUCAGUGGAACUGGGACCAGGCCUGGGAGGCUGUUUUCGAUCUCAAAAUAUGGAUCAUGUUUCUCUUCAAUAUUGCCAUCAACAUUCCGAAUGGAGGCCUUAUCACAUUUGGCGCUAUCAUCAUCGACAGUCUUGGCUUUGACCCCCAGACCUCGUCACUUUUAUCCAUGCCAAACGGUAUUAUUUCCACCAUAUCAGGUUUCAUUGCUACCUACUAUGCUUCUAAAUGGCAGGGACGUCGAACCUUUGUUGUUAUGAUCGCAACUCUGCCUCCCCUCAUUGGAACAGCCUUGGUGUACGGCGUUCCUAGAUCAUCGACCGGAGUCCAAAUGUUUGGUCUAUACUUGAUGUACUGCUACUGGGGUAAGAAAUCCGUUGAUGUAUUCGGUCUGCAUCCCAUCACUGACAAGCCAAUAGGGCCAUAUGUGACAGCAGUUUCACUCCCUCAGGCGAAUACUGCAGGCAGCACAAAAAAGGUUGUUGCUUACGGUAUUUUGCUCCUCGGUUACAGUGCUGGCAACCUUAUUGGUCCUCAAACAUUCCGAGAUGACCAAGCCCCUGCGUAUACCGGUGGGACUGUAGCAAUGCUCACUUGUUACUGCGUCGCGAUAUUCCUCAUGUGUCUUUACUUCCUGACGGCCCGGUUCCAAAAUCGACGCAAGGACCAAAGAUACGGAAAGCCGGUGCGAGUCGAUACGGAAAAUUUCAGCUCUGUCAUAGAAACAUACCAAAACUUGUCAGACAGGAAGCAGGAGGAUUUCAGAUACAUUUACUGA